AUGCUUUUCCCUCUCGCAAAACGCUCCAGCGUUAAACAAUGCGCCAACGACAUUCUCACCACCUCAUUGCAGGGCAGCGAUGACAACAUCGGCUCCGCGCAGGAGACCGAGCCCGUCUCUGCCUCCCGCCUUCUCUCCACCCUAGCGCCGGUCGCUCUCUACGCCGCCAUAUGGCUCGCCCUCUUCUUGAUCCUGCGCCGCGUCUUCGUGCGCAAGUACCAGGCUCGCUCGUAUCUCAAUACCCUCAAAGAGGAAGAGCGGUCACCUCAACUGCCUCCCGGCCUGUUCAGCUGGAUCGCUGCCUUCGUUAAGAUCCCGGACAGCUAUGUGCUGACCCACCACUCUCUCGAUGGCUUCCUCUUCCUGCGCCUGCUCAAGAUGGCCGUCAUCACCUGCUUCGUCGGCGCUGCCAUCUGCAUACCAGUUCUCUUCCCGGUCAACAUCACCGGUGGUGGCGGUCAAGAGCAGCUGGACAUCCUCAAUUUGUCCAAUGUCUCGGGUACUUACUGGCGCUACUUCGCCCAUACUGCGUGUGCUUAUGUCUUCUUCGGCUUCGUUAUGUUCAUGAUCACUCGCGAAAGUAUCUUCUACAUCAACCUGCGCCAGGCCUUCCUCAUGUCUCCGCUUUACGCCAAGCGUCUCUCUUCCCGCACCGUCCUGUUCACCUCGGUCCCGGAGUACUAUCUGCACGAAUCGAGGAUGCGCGAUCUUCUUGGAGACCACGUCAAGCGCGUCUGGCUCCCCACCGAUACUUCGGAGCUCGAAGAGAAGGUGGAGGAGCGCGACAAGAUCGCCAUGAAGCUUGAAGGUGCUGAGACCAAGCUGUGCAAGCUUGUGAAUGCGGCAAAGCUCAAGGCAGAAAAGGCAGGCAACUCGCGCGAGGAAGAAAUGGCCGAGAUCAAUGGCCACGGCAGCACCGAGUCCGGUUCGGUGGCUGCUCGCUGGAUUUCAGCCAAGAAGCGCCCGACGCACCGCUUGAAGCCCCUCAUCGGCAAGAAGGUCGAUACCAUUGACUGGUCUCGUGCCCAGCUGGAGAAGCUUAUCCCGGAGAUUGAGAAGGAGCAAGCAAAGCAUCGCGCUGCCGACACAAAAAAGGUCAACUCUGUUUUCGUGGAAUUCAACAGCAUUGGUGAGGCCCAAGCUGCUUACCAAAGCCUUACACACCACCAGGCUCUGCACAUGGCUCCCCGUUACAUCGGUAUCACUCCCACUGAGGUCAUUUGGAGCAACUUGAGUAUCAAGUGGUGGGAGCGUGUUAUUCGCGUUAUUGCUACGACGGCUUUCAUCACUUGUCUGGUUGUCUUCUGGUCCAUCCCUGUGGCUUUUGUCGGUGCCAUCUCGAACGUCCAAAACCUCAUCUGCAUCAUCCCGGCCUUGAGUUUCAUCAACGACAUUCCUACUGCUAUUAAGGGUGUCGUCACUGGUCUUCUACCCGUCAUUCUCCUGGCAGUACUGAUGUCACUGUUGCCUAUUAUUCUCCGCAUGAUGGCCAAGCUUAGCGGUGACCCUACGAAGUCGGCUGUCGAGCUCACUGUUCAGAACUACUACUUCGCCUUCCAGGUUGUCCAAGUCUUCUUGGUGGCCACUCUUGGAUCCGCCGCCGCUUCGGCUGUCGGUGAUAUUGUCGAGAACCCAACCGGCAUUCCGGGCAAGCUUGCAACCAGCAUUCCCACUGCAUCCGGAUUCUACCUGUCCUACUUCGUUCUGCAAGGCUUGGGUGUUGUCUCUGGCUUGCUCGUCGGCCUUGCUGGUCUGGUAAUUGCAAAGGUCUUGAGCAAGCUUCUUGACUCCACCCCUCGGAAGAUGUACAAGCGUUGGAUCUCUCUCUCCGGACUCGGCUGGGGCACCGUUUUCCCUGUCUACACGAACUUGUUCGUUAUCGCCAUUUGCUACGCUUGCAUCGCUCCGCUGGUACUUCUCUUUGCCGCGAUUGGCAUGUGGUUCUUCUACUUUGCCUACCGUUACAACCUCCUCUUCGUGUACGACAUCGACGUCGACACCAAGGGUCUAGUCUAUCCCCGUGCUCUCCAGCAGCUCUUCGUCGGCCUCUACAUCGCCGAAAUCUGCCUUAUUGGCCUCUUUGCCAUCCAGCUGGGUGACAAGAGUGCCCUCGGACCUUUCAUCCUGAUGAUCGUUCUCUUGAUCUUCACGUUCCUGUACCACGCUUCCUUGAACGCUGCCCUUGACCCUCUUCUCAAGUACCUGCCCAAGAGCCUUGAGGAAGAGGAGCGUCGCCUGCUUGCGGCCGAGUCCGAUCUGCCUGCUAACGAGCGGGCCGAUGCACCGACCAAUGGCUUUGAAAAGGCAGGUGCUGCCGAGGACGGGUACCUUGACCCGCGUGUACCCCCUCAUGAGAAGCCGGGUAUGAUCAAGAAGUUCUUGCGACCCGACAUCUACACCGACUACCCCACGAUGCGGCGCAUGGUACCCCGCAGCUUUGCUGAUCCCGACGCGCUGUAUGCCCCAGAGGUGGAGCGCGAUGCCUUCUUCCACCCAUCCGUCACGUCGGAGCCGCCGAUGCUUUGGAUUCCGCGUGACUCGGCCGGGUGCUCCCGCCAGGAGGUGCAUGACACGGGCAAGGUCAUCGCCAUCACUGACGUGGCUGCUCAUUUCGAUGAGAAGAACAAUCUCGUCUGGGAUCCCGAGGCAGAGGUUCCGAUUGCCGAGCCCAAGAUCUAUUACUAG
Diplodia corticola is the source of this 2685-nucleotide messenger RNA. RefSeq lists its product as uncharacterized. Gene Ontology annotation, molecular function: calcium-activated cation channel activity. The transcript has 3 exons. Lineage: Eukaryota; Fungi; Ascomycota; Dothideomycetes; Botryosphaeriales; Botryosphaeriaceae. Gene Ontology annotation, cellular component: plasma membrane. Bases 1 to 2685 code for a protein of 894 amino acids. The record is from RefSeq and is a predicted model, not a curated record.